CAUGCUUAUGCUAACAUAACUCUCGAACAGAAUUAAAAUGCCAACCCGAGAACUCCAGCCUACCUGCCGUUCAAUCCACACUACCAAAACAUAUACUCAUGGGUUUUCGGAAUUGUCUCCGCAUUAUCGCUGUUUACCAGACCUACCCACGUACAUUCUAUCCAUCUAACAACCAGGACCAAUCUCGACUCCAUUUUCCCGCCUCACCAAACAGUUUCUUUUCCAUUUCUCGGACCAAGCGAGGCUUAUUCAUUUUUCAUUUUUCUUUUGGUGUAAAAGUUCUCAUGCGCUCAUCCUCCAUGUAUGCUUGUUCUGCUUUGUGUUUUUUGUGGCUUUUUGUUUCUGAUAUUGUGGGUGGGUAAGAAUUAUAGAUAGACUAACUAUGACAUUAUGACUUGGAUGGAAGCAGUGCCUAAUUGGAUUGAAUGUUGCAUUCACAUUGCAC
Molecule: messenger RNA, 445 nt
Organism: Aspergillus homomorphus CBS 101889
Lineage: Eukaryota; Fungi; Ascomycota; Eurotiomycetes; Eurotiales; Aspergillaceae
Exons: 1
Coding region: 99-362 (87 amino acids)
Source: RefSeq, a predicted model, not a curated record